Messenger RNA from Brassica oleracea var. oleracea, 1577 nucleotides. Its product is annotated as glycine-rich cell wall structural protein 2-like. Bases 225 to 1283 code for a protein of 352 amino acids. The record is from RefSeq and is a predicted model, not a curated record. Gene Ontology annotation, molecular function: RNA binding. Lineage: Eukaryota; Viridiplantae; Streptophyta; Magnoliopsida; Brassicales; Brassicaceae. The transcript has 9 exons.
AAUAUUCCUUAUUGCUAUGGCUGGUUUAAUAACCGGUUAAGCUUGAUUUUAUCGUGGUUCAGAUCGAAUGGAUUUAAAAAAAUUUCGAACCGAAACUAACAGAGUGACGAUUGCAUCAGGUAGCUCUCAGGGCGUAAAAGGAAAGAGACGAAGCCGUACAAAGAGGGCUCUUCCACCAUCUCCGUACUAUCUGAAUCUCCUACUCUCUCUCUCUCUCUCGAAAGAUGGAGAAGUAUGACCGCGUGGUGAAGAAGAAGGAGGAGAGGACGAUUGAUGCGAACGAGAUUCGUAUCACUAGCAUGGGCAGGGCACGAAACUACAUCACCUACGCCAUGACUCUUCUUCAAGAAAAAGGGUCGACUGAAGUUGUGUUCAAGGCGAUGGGAAGAGCUAUCAACAAGACUGUGAACAUUGUGGAGCUGAUUAAGAGAAGGAUCCCUGGUCUUUAUCAGAACACAUCUAUUGGAUCCACCGAUAUUACAGACACAUGGGAACCUAAAGAGGAAGGCCUUCUACCUAUUGAGACCACAAGGCAUGUGUCCAUGAUAACCAUUAUCCUAUCCACGAAAGAGCUUAAUACAUCCUCUGUUGGAUAUCAGUGCCCAAUUCCUAUUGAGAUGGUCAAGCCAUUAGGCGAUACCGACUAUGGAGGAGGAGAGGAUUCACCUGGUGGCAGAGGCAGAGGAAGGGGAAGAGGGAGGGGAAGAGGUGGCAGAGGAAAUGCAUAUGUGAACGUUGAGUAUGAAGAUGGAGGUUGGGAACGUAACCAGUCUUAUGGUAGAGGAAGAGGCCGUGGCAGAGGACGCAGCAGUCGUAGUCGAGGAAGAGGAUGGUACAAUGGUCCUCAAAAUGAGUAUGAUGCACCACAAGAUGGAGGUUACGGUUAUGAUGCUACUCAUGAACACCUUGGAUAUGAUGAUCAUGGUGGUCCUCAUCAGGGCCGAGGUGGUUACAAUGGUCGUCCGGGCCGCGGUGGUUAUGAUGGUCCUCGUCAGGGCCGUGGUGGUUAUGAUGGUCCUCAUCAGGGUCGCGGUGGUUACAAUGGUCGUCAGGGUCGUGGUGGUUAUGAUGGUCCUCAUCAGGGCCGCGGUGGUUAUGAUGAUUCUCAUCAGGGCCCUGGUGGUUAUGAUGGUCCUCAGGGUACUGGUGGUUACGAUGCUCCUCCUCAGGGCCGUGGGCGUGGACGUGGAAGGGGAGGUCGUGGAAGAAGUCGAGGAGGUCGUGGUGUUGGUGGUGGAUUCAACAACAGCUCAGAUGGACCAACAAACCAGGCAGUCGCUUGAGACAUGCGAGUGAGGUUUCUGUUGCACAAACAUAAAAUGAAAAAAGCCAAGUGGUUGGAUGGUUUUUUUUUUUCUAUCUCCUUGCUCUCUUCUCUCUAUAUGUUUGUUUAUGUCCAACAAGACGACAUGCUUGCCAUAAGUGUAUCUUUUUUUUUUAGUUUGUGACAGUUUUUCUUUAGAGUCGCUUUACAGAACUACCGAGGCAUUUUUUAUAACCUCUUCUGUUUUACUGUUUUGUAGUGGUCGGAGUGAGACUUAAGUUUGGAUAAAAUUAACAUUUUUGGUCUUCGCUUA